AGUUGAUGUGACCCCCUCUUUGAGUCAGAUGAUAACGGCCAGCGGCCAUCGACAGCUUUCCAGCCUCAAUCCUACAGAAACCCGGCCAUCCAUAUGAUAGGUACAUCUAGAAUAGAAUCAGAACGAAACCUUAAUUGCACGAAGUUCCCAUUCAACUCGUGCUAUCUUCGAGACUCGGUUGUCCCAUUUUCCGACAGAGACAACCUCAAGAACAGCCACUGUCACAGCGCCCUGGUUGUGCCAUCGGCCCUGGGCAGACCUAUAUUUUUCUUUCCCGUUCUUUGAAAAUCAUGGCAAAUCCCGUAAUUCCCCCGCUGAUGCGAGCAGCUCAGAUAAAGGAAUACAACAAACCAUAUGAGCUAGUCGAGAGGGAAACUCCGGCUCUUCGCACUAAUGAGCUACUUAUCAGAGUUCAUGCGGCCGGAUUCUGCCAUUCGGAUCUACAAGUUCUACAAGGACAAUUCAAUUCGCCCUUGGGCAUGAUCGCAUCUCAUGAACCUGCCGGCAUCGUGGUUCAAGUCGGCAAAGACUGCAGUGAGAGUUGGAAGGUCGGCGAUAGAGUAGGUGCUCUCAACUACAAGAACUCAUGCGGAAAAUGCAGUGGCUGCGGUUUGGUACUCCGUACUAGCAAGAAACAACGCCUGGACCCAAGAUUUUGCGAAAAGCGAGAAACAGCCGGCUUCCAUCAUGAUGGGGCUUUUGCCGAGUAUCUUACCGUAGAUCCGGAGACCACCGUCAGCUUACCGCCAUCUCUGUCUUUCGAGCAAGCAGCGCCAUUAAUGUGUGCAGGGGCUACAGUUUGGGGCUCGCUAGAAAAGGCAACAAGUGAGCUCGAGACAGGAGAUACGGUGGCCAUUGUCGGCAUCGGAGGUCUGGGCCAUCUCGGCUUACAAUUUGCCAGCGCCAUGGGUUUCCGCGCCAUAGCUGUUGAUAGCCGACCAGCAGGAAGGCAGCUCGCUACUGAGAUGUUCAACGAUAAUCUUAGGCCUGCACUGGUGGUGGACUCUGGCUCGGAGCAUGCGACUUCUCAGAUCAUGGACUUUACGAACGGUGAGGGAGUAGCCGCAGUUGUUGUCUGUACAGACUCCCUGUCAGCCAACAGUUGGGCUUUGACACUACUACGAAUUGGAGGCGUUAUGGGAGUUCUGGGCUUGCCUGCUGAGAAUUGGAGGUUCGACUCUAGCGUCAUCGUUUUUAGAGAGCUCACGAUUCGGGGAACUUAUGUUGCGAGUCGGGAAUCCACUGAAAGGAUGAUGGAGGCCGUGGAGAGGGUCAGCAUCAGGUCCCACAUCACUCUGAUGUCGUUUGACGAGAUCCCGACUAUUGUCACUGCUUAUCAGGAUAGCGGUUUCAAAGGCAGGCUUGUGGUGCGCAUAGCAGACUGAGGAGACUCCAUCGUCUUAGUAUGUUAGAUUGCUAGCAGUAUCGAAUCUUAUCUUGCGAGGCGCCAUAGAGAUAAUGUCAUUGCCUAUCCGUGGUACGAGAAGAUUGUUUGGGUAACACUCAUCACUCAUGG
Colletotrichum godetiae is the source of this 1516-nucleotide messenger RNA. Its product is annotated as alcohol dehydrogenase GroES-like domain-containing protein. The transcript has 2 exons. Lineage: Eukaryota; Fungi; Ascomycota; Sordariomycetes; Glomerellales; Glomerellaceae. Gene Ontology annotation, molecular function: alcohol dehydrogenase (NAD+) activity. Bases 291 to 1385 code for a protein of 364 amino acids. The record is from RefSeq and is a predicted model, not a curated record. Gene Ontology annotation, cellular component: cytoplasm.